CUCAACAAAAAAAACAAAACAAAAAUUAUCGGCAUAGCUUUGAAAAUCAUCCAGGAAAUUCGAGGCAGAAUUGUGAGCGGAUUUCAAUUGGAUACCAUGCACAUUUGAUUUGCAGGUCCACACUACACAAAUCCUAUGCUGUUUUGGUGGCGUUCGUAGAUCUCGACGCCGAAGCGGCACCAUUUGUUUGGCAGCAUCGUUUUGGUUUCAUGGGUGAGGUUUGAGGUUUGAAUUGCUUUAUUACGAUGGACCAUCUUACUAAUAAUACUGCUGGAAGCAGAGAUUCGGUUUUUGGUCACACCGGCACUGGAAAAUGCGAGCUAUUUUUGCUUUUCCAGGGAGAAACUAAGCUUAAUGAUGGUUUUCGAGGCUUCUUGUAUUUCCUGGCUCUCGCCUACUGUUUUAUUGGGUUGUCAGCUAUAACUGCUCGGUUCUUUCGGUCUAUGGAAAAUGUAGUUAAGCAUACUCGAGCUGUUGAGGAGAUAGACCCCUCUACUAAUACCAAAGUUAUCAGGCAUGAGAAGGUUUGGAAUUAUGCCAUAGCGGACAUUGCUCUGCUGGCAUUUGGGACGAGCUUUCCUCAGAUAUCUUUGGCCACCAUUGAUGCCAUAAGGAAUAUUGGAAACUUAUACGCUGGAGGCUUAGGACCUGGAACACUUGUUGGUUCUGCUGCCUUUGAUUUAUUUCCCAUCCAUGCUGUUUGUGUUGUGGUUCCGAAAGCUGGAGAGCUAAAAAAAAUAGCAGAUAUUGGAGUCUGGCUUGUCGAGCUCUUUUGGUCCUUCUGGGCUUACAUUUGGCUGUAUAUAAUAUUGGAGGUGUGGACACCACAUGUUGUUACUCUCUGGGAAGCUUUAUUGACGGUGCUGCAAUACGGUCUGUUGCUACUACAUGCCUAUGCUCAAGAUAAGCGUUGGCCCUAUGUGUCUCUGCCAAUACCAAGUUGUGAGAGACCUGAUGAUUGGGUACCAGAAGAAACUGUUCCUUGCAAACAUGCGCUAUUGAGUCAUGAUAAUCCUGAAAGCCCUGAAGAUGAACAUGGAAGCACGACUAUUGUUGAUGUUUUCUCCAUUCAUCGUGUUAACACAGGCAAUCCAUAUCGAAACUUGCCUGAUGUUGAUGUUGCAGAAUCCUCAGACCAAUCUGGUGAAGUUACUCCUCACAAGGACAGUUUUCUCUCAAUCUGGAGACAACAGUUUAUUGAUGCAUUUGUGUUGGAGAGUCCAGAAUCGAGAAAAUUGAAUAACAUAUGCCUACGGGGAGCAAAGGUUUUUUGGGAGUUGCUCCUUGCACCGUGGAGGAUUUUAUUUGCUUUUGUGCCUCCUUACCAGAUUACACAUGGAUGGGUUGCUUUCAUUUGCUCUUUGAUUUUCAUCAGUGGGAUAGCCUACAUUGUUACAAAGCUUACAGACAUGAUAAGCUGUGUCACAGGCAUUCAUCCUUAUGUUAUAGCUUUUACCGCAUUAGCUGCUGGAACAUCAUGGCCAGAUUUAGUGGCGAGCAAGAUCGCAGCCGAGAGGCAGAUCACAGCUGACUCUGCCAUAGCUAACAUCACUUGCAGCAAUUCAGUGAAUAUUUACGUAGGGAUUGGGAUGCCAUGGCUAAUUGACACACUUUACAACUACAUUGCAUACAAGGAGCCGUUGAGGAUAGAAGAUUCGGGCGGGCUGAGCUUCCCCUUACUUGUGUUCUUCGCUACGUCUGUCGGAUGCAUUGGUGUUUUGGUAUUCCGGCGUCUUACCUUGGGCGCAGAGUUGGGAGGUCCCAAGCUCUGGGCAUGGGUAACUUCUGUCUAUUUCAUAAUACUAUGGCUUAUUUUUGUUGUACUGUCUUCUUUACGAGUUUCCGGCAUUAUAUAAAUGUAGGUAAGAAGCAUAUAUACACUACAGUUGGGCAAUAGCUCAUUCUAUUAAAAUGCAUAUAGAUUUAUCUGA
Molecule: messenger RNA, 1931 nt
Organism: Andrographis paniculata
Lineage: Eukaryota; Viridiplantae; Streptophyta; Magnoliopsida; Lamiales; Acanthaceae
Product: magnesium/proton exchanger
Exons: 9
Coding region: 246-1856 (536 amino acids)
Biological process (GO): metal ion transport; transmembrane transport
Cellular component (GO): membrane
Source: RefSeq, a predicted model, not a curated record